GGUGUGAGGGGUAGGUCAUUCGGGUCAUACAUCACAGGGCGGGGCAACACGAGAACAAAACACGGUAAAGACGGAACGCCCUCAACGUUGCAAGCACUACCGGUAUUGGUGUUAUUUAACCCUCCCACCACCACCACCAUCACAUCCCUCUCUUUGCAUGGUAUAUAUAAAAGGCCCGUGGGUUCAACGAGAUAGUCACUUGAGGUCUGAUCCAUCUCUGCAUAAGGCAACAGUAAAAAUGGGUUCUUCUUCUGCUUCGUCGCUUGUCCUCGUCACCAUCGUUGUCAUGGCGUUGGUGGCUGUGGUGUUGGCCCUCCCAGCCUCUGAGGGAGGGGAACCAGCGGGCGAGCCGGCAACAUUCAAAGGAAACAACAAGUGCCGCGAUAACCCCAAGUCGGAGACCUCGUUCCAGAACAUACAGAGGGAGGAGGACUGCCUGCCCAAUCAGGACUACAUCAAGGAGCUCUUCAUCUGCAAGAACAGGACUCAAACCGGCUAAGUGAGGGAGGGAAACACCGCCUCUCCUCCUCCUCCUCCUCCUCCUUCUCUUCUUCCGAGCACCUUGUCAUUGAACCAGAAAUCUUUUUGGCGUUGUUUUUUUGUCUAUCACUGUGUCUGUCUGUGUUUCUGUUUCUCUUGCACUUUCUAUCUAUCUAUCUACCUAUAUGUCAAUCUCUUUCGUUUUUUGGUUGUUUCUGUCACUCUGUCUCUCUUGCACUGUCUUUUUAUCUACUACCAUGUCCGUCUUUCGAUUUCUCUCUCACUAAAGGUUUUUCUUAUCAAUUUCUCAUCAGCAACAACUCAAACCCACUUCACCAGAUGGAGUCGUGUCUAUUCCACGCCUCAAUCGUUUAUUUUUUCCACCCAAAAAUAAACACAUCUCUGUA
Messenger RNA from Eriocheir sinensis (Chinese mitten crab), 887 nucleotides. RefSeq lists its product as uncharacterized. NCBI's taxonomy places the organism in Eukaryota, Metazoa, Arthropoda, Malacostraca, Decapoda, Varunidae. Bases 158 to 499 code for a protein of 113 amino acids. The transcript is spliced from 3 exons. The record is from RefSeq and is a predicted model, not a curated record.